UGACACGUACUACUUUGAAGUUUACUUUAUGUGACCACCGUGAUAAAAACUGAAUACUGCAGCUAGGGUGGCUAGAAUCCUACCGCAGCGUCUUUACUAACUCUAUAGUUGCCUGUACAUUUUUAGCAUUUUUAAGGGAGUUUGGAGCUGCAGUGCGUUAAGCUGUAGCCUUCGAGAUUUAUUCCGUGAGAAUUAUCGCUGGAAUGUCAAUUUUUUGCCGGCUUCGACUAGCCACGUCUAAGUAUGCUUUAAAGUCGGAAAUUGGCGCCGGCGCUGGCGGUAGUUUCAGUUUGACGUCGGCACCAGUCACAACGUCCCGCCACGAUGCUGCCGGUCCAACCGUUCUACCAUUUCCUGCGGGAGUUGCCACUCACUCCAAUCUUGUCGACCAAGACUGCCGACCUCAAGUUUUUCUGUGGGAUGUACCAGGCACAAAGCCAGAGCGGGGCUGCUACAACGUUGCUGUUCAUCUACUUUGCUCCGGUCGUAGAGCGCUCGUCUCUAGGUGAUCGCACAGCUAGCCUAUCCCUCAAUGGCAAGGCAUACCUCCGCAUGCCGUUAACAUUGGUUAACAUCUUUCCCCUUCUCGACCUCGCCAAAAGGAACUGCUUCGCUGUUUGGGAUGAGGCCAUUCCAGCAAAGGUGACGGUGCGCAUCUUUGAAGCUGCAAAGGUCUUGGAAGAUGAGAUGCUGUCCUCGCUCAUUGAAAGCGCACCGUACGUCGUGAGACGGGAGGACACGGAAGCGUUGGUAAAAGCCCAUUUCGCCGCAGCAGGCGAGGCCGUCAUGGAGCACUUGCAGAUGUCCCUACUCUGCCCAGUUGCCAAGAGGAAGAUUCGUGUCCCAUGUCGCGGUGCCCGCUGCCGGCACACGCAGUGCUUCGACGCCUAUGCCUACCUUGCCCUCAACGAGAGCACGCUGCAUCCCUCCUGGCGCUGUCCGAUCUGCAACGAUCAGGUGCUUCUCCAGGACAUCUCCAUCGACCUGUUCACACUGGACAUCCUCCGCAAUGCCGACAGCGAGUGCAGCUCUGUGAACCUUCUACCCAAUGGCAGCUGGGCGCCAGUGACGGGCUGUGGCGACCGCAGUGUCAUCACAAUUGACGACAGUCCGGUCAAGAUGCCCAGAAGGGCGUUGUGCGAUACAUUCGUCGUGGACUUAACAGUAGAUUCUGACUAGACCGAAAGACUGUUGGCUGCUCGGCCAUUUGUCGGGGCUUUGUCGUUUUUGUCGGACACUGACCUGCCCGUCGUCUGCGAGCAAGGAAAUGGCGUGCCACAAGUGUGGUUCAAAGCACCUACCUCUUUGUGUCGCUCGGCUGUGCAUCCUUUCUAGAAGCGGCUGUAAAAAUUGAAAUUGCGAGAAUUUCGGUACCUGUGUAGGGGCCAGAUGCUAUAGCUCUUGCGAGUCAGCAGCAGUUUGUGUGUUUAUCAGUGAUAGUGUAUUAUUUUGUCAUUUAGGAUAGCAUGUUAUAAAUUCUCAUUUUCAUAAAACAAGUUAUCUUAAUAAGUUUUAUAUACCUUAGGUCAUAUGAAGCUAUAUUUGUGUUCCAAAGCUGCAGUGUUUUAUCGUUUUUUAUUCCAAUUUUUAUAGUUUUUAUUUUUUCAAUAUCUAUUUUGUUCCAGUUGACGACUAUGACUGUUUCAGCGGAUGUUUAUCAUAACUGUCGUGUUAGUGUUUAGAGUUACUAAUAUAGGGUGCUUAGCAAAGCAACAAGAGAUGAACAUGUAGUUGCUUUCUUUCUGUAACACUUUUCUUUAUGCCUUCCUCUUCAAAUAAAAGUUUUAUUCUCUCUCUCUUUA
Molecule: messenger RNA, 1802 nt
Organism: Rhipicephalus sanguineus (brown dog tick)
Lineage: Eukaryota; Metazoa; Arthropoda; Arachnida; Ixodida; Ixodidae
Product: E3 SUMO-protein ligase PIAS3
Exons: 3
Coding region: 325-1179 (284 amino acids)
Biological process (GO): regulation of transcription by RNA polymerase II; protein sumoylation
Molecular function (GO): zinc ion binding; transcription coregulator activity; SUMO ligase activity
Source: RefSeq, a predicted model, not a curated record